This is a messenger RNA of Saccostrea cuccullata (small rock oyster), 958 nucleotides long. RefSeq lists its product as uncharacterized. Gene Ontology annotation, molecular function: protein binding. NCBI's taxonomy places the organism in Eukaryota, Metazoa, Mollusca, Bivalvia, Ostreida, Ostreidae. Bases 4 to 852 code for a protein of 282 amino acids. The transcript has 2 exons. The record is from RefSeq and is a predicted model, not a curated record.
UUGAUGGUCUGUAAGAGGAACAUUUCUAGUUCAUUGCAUUAUAACAACAUGGGUUUUCUUCAAAGGGUGUUUAUUUUUGUGCUCUGGUCUGUUUUUGCAACGGAAGGAAGACUGGAAAAUGAAGAAUGGAAAAUUCAGAUGGAACAAAAAAUCGAGGAUAUCCUAUUAUUGAUAGAAAAACAAAAUGUCUUAAUUGAAAAGCAGUCCAGAACCAUUGAAAGACAGUCGAUAGAAAUAAAACAUCUAAAAAGCAAGGUCCUGUUACUCGAAAGCAAGAUAGGAUUGGCACCUACAAACAACCAAACGGACAAUUUCACCAAAGCAAUGAACGUCACAGAGAGAAAUUUAAAAGAUAGAAAUGGAAUGAUCUACAUGCACGAUACAGAAGCACAAUUGCGGGGAACACGUAGAUCUCUUCUACAAAGUAAUGUUGCCUUCUAUGCCUACAUUUCCAAAGACUUUGGAGGAGUAGGUAAGGGUCACGUUUUUAUCUACGAUACUGUGAUAACGAAUUACGGAAACGCGUACAGCCGACACACCGGAGCUUUUACGGCACCUGCUACGGGAGUUUAUGCCUUUUCUUACACUAUAUAUGCUGCCGGUGAACAUGUGGCUGGAGAGUCGGGCGACUACGGUGAAGUGUCUGUCAAACUGGUCCAUAACGGUGCGUACAAAGGCUCCAUCUAUGCUGAUACGGAGGCAAAUUGGGAUGAAGAGAUGUCUACGGGGUUUGCCGUCCUUAUGUUGCAAGCUGGAGACGUCGUGCUGACAAUGACAACAGGUGGAACUCAAGGCUCCUUUCACAGCAACGAGUCUGGAAGAUGGUCUUUUUCUGGGUUUCAGAUUGCUUAAACAAUGUAUUGCAUAAUAAAUAAAAGUAUACUUUCGUUGUAAAGACACCUAUUCAUAUUGUAAAAUCUUUGCAUGAAUUAUUCACUAUUAAAAAGUAAUGCCUUUA